GUGGGUAUAGCUGUGUGUGCUCAUCUGAGGGAGCAGGUAACUGCGGGCGAGUGGCGGUGGGCUCCGGGCAAGGAAAGACCUGGGGACCCGGACCCUGGGGAAAAAAAGCAAGUGAGCCCCGAGAGCUCUACGAGAAGAGCCGGCGCUUGGAGGGGGAGGGGCAGCUGCAGCGGGCUGCCGGGCGGUCCCGCCCCUGGCCUGGGUCAGGACCGGGGCUCCGCAGGAGCACGAUAUCGAGAGUAGCUUUUGCUAUUUCCUCGGAGCACUAAGAGUGGUGUGGUUUCGGGUGGACUUGCGGAGGACCAAGACCUUGGGAAGAUCGCGGUUGCUCUUCAGUCGCCACCCAGAGUUCCCCGAGGAGGCUUUCCGAAAUGGAUGCCACUCUAACAGCACGAGAGAUCCGAGAGAAGUUUAUAAAUUUCUUCAGACGAAAUGAGCACACCUAUGUCCACUCUUCUGCCACCAUCCCUCUCGAUGACCCCACUCUGCUCUUUGCCAACGCUGGCAUGAACCAGUUCAAACCCAUCUUCCUAAACACAAUUGACCCAUCUCACCCUAUGGCGAAGCUGAGCAGAGCUGCCAAUACCCAGAAAUGCAUCCGAGCUGGGGGCAAGCACAACGACCUGGAUGACGUGGGCAAGGAUGUCUACCACCACACCUUCUUUGAGAUGCUGGGCUCCUGGUCUUUUGGGGACUAUUUCAAGGAAUUGGCAUGUAAGAUGGCCCUGGAACUUCUUACCCAGGAGUUUGGUAUUCCAGUUGACAGACUCUAUGUCACUUACUUUGGUGGGGAUGAGGCGGCCGGCCUAGAGCCAGAUUUGGAGUGCAGACAGAUCUGGCAAAAUUUAGGACUGGAUGAAGCCAGAAUCCUCCCUGGCAACAUGAAGGACAACUUCUGGGAGAUGGGUGACACGGGCCCCUGUGGUCCCUGCAGCGAGAUCCACUAUGACCGCAUUGGUGGCAGGGACGCCGCACACCUUGUCAACCAGGAUGACCCCAAUGUGCUGGAGAUCUGGAACCUCGUGUUCAUCCAGUAUAACAGGGAGUCGGAUGGUGUUCUGAAACCUCUUCCCAAGAAAAGCAUCGACACAGGGAUGGGCCUAGAGAGGCUGGUGUCUGUGCUGCAGAACAAGAUGUCCAACUACGACACCGACCUUUUCGUGCCUUACUUCGAAGCCAUUCAGAAGGGCACCGGCGCCCGGCCGUAUACUGGGAAGGUUGGUGCCGAGGAUGCGGACGGCAUCGACAUGGCCUACCGGGUUCUGGCUGACCACGCCCGGACCAUCACUGUGGCGCUGGCUGAUGGCGGCCGGCCUGACAACACAGGACGGGGGUACGUGCUGAGACGGAUCCUUCGCCGAGCUGUUCGAUAUUCCCAUGAGAAACUGAAUGCCAGCAGGGGUUUCUUCGCUACAUUGGUUGAUGUUGUUGUUCAAUCCCUGGGAGAUGCAUUUCCUGAGCUGAAGAAGGACCCAGAUAUGGUGAAGGACAUCAUUAAUGAAGAAGAGGUCCAGUUUCUCAAGACGCUCAGCAGAGGGCGGCGCAUCCUGGACCGAAAAAUUCAGAGCUUAGGAGACUGCAAAACCAUCCCAGGCGACACCGCUUGGCUCCUCUAUGAUACUUACGGAUUCCCAGUGGACCUCACUGGAUUGAUUGCUGAAGAGAAGGGCCUGGUGGUAGAUAUGAAUGGCUUUGAGGAAGAGAGGAGACUGGCCCAGCUGAAGUCACAGGGCAAGGGAGCAGGGGACGAAGACCUCAUCAUGCUGGACAUUUACGCUAUUGAAGAGCUCCGGGCAAAGGGUUUGGAGGCCACAGAUGAUUCUCCAAAGUAUAACUACCAAUCAGACUCCAGUGGUAGCUACGUGUUUGAGUGUACAGUGGCUACCGUGCUUGCUCUGCGUCGGGAAAAGAUGUUUGUGGACGAGGUGGUCACUGGCCAGGAGUGCGGAGUGGUGCUGGACAAGACCUGCUUCUAUGCGGAACAAGGAGGGCAGAUCUACGAUGAAGGCUACUUGGUGAAGGUCGACGACAGCAGUGAGGAUAAAACCGAGUUUACAGUGAAGAAUGCUCAGGUCCGAGGCGGGUACGUGCUGCACAUAGGAACAAUAUACGGCAACCUGAAAGUGGGAGAUCAAGUCCGGCUGUUUAUUGAUGAGCCCCGGCGGAGACCCGUCAUGAGCAACCACACAGCUACACACAUCCUCAACUUCGCCUUGCGCUCAGUGCUCGGGGAAGCGGACCAGAAAGGUUCACUGGUUGCUCCUGACCGCCUUCGGUUUGACUUCACUGCCAAGGGAGCCAUGUCCACCCAGCAAAUCAAGAAGGCUGAGGAGAUUGUCAAUGGCAUGAUUGAGGCAGCUAAGCCUGUCUACACUCAGGAUUGUCCCCUGGCAGCAGCAAAAGCCAUCCAGGGCCUUCGAGCUGUGUUUGAUGAGACCUAUCCUGACCCCGUGCGAGUCGUCUCCAUUGGGGUCCCCGUGUCAGAGCUGCUGGAUGACCCGUGCGGGCCUGCUGGCUCCCUUACUUCUGUUGAGUUUUGUGGAGGAACACAUCUACGGAAUUCUAGCCACGCAGGCGCUUUUGUGAUAGUGACAGAAGAAGCUAUUGCCAAGGGUAUCCGGAGGAUUGUUGCUGUCACAGGUGCUGAAGCCCAGAAGGCUCUCAGGAAGUCAGAAACCUUGAAGAAAUCUCUCUCUGCCAUGGAGGCCAAAGUGAAGGCUCAGACUGCACCCAACAAGGACGUGCAGAGGGAAAUUGCUGACCUUGGUGAGGCCCUGGCCACUGCAGUCAUCCCCCAGUGGCAGAAAGAUGAACAACGAGAGACUCUGAAAUCCCUGAAGAAAGUCAUGGAUGACCUAGACCGCGCCAGCAAAGCCGAUGUGCAGAAGCGAGUGUUAGAGAAGACAAAGCAGCUGAUUGACAGCAACCCCAACCAGCCUCUGGUCAUCCUGGAGAUGGAGAGUGGAGCAUCGGCCAAGGCCCUGAAUGAAGCGUUGAAGCUUUUCAAGACACAUUCUCCUCAGACAUCUGCCAUGCUGUUCACAGUGGACAAUGAGGCCGGCAAGAUCACGUGCUUGUGCCAGGUUCCCCAGAAUGCAGCCAACCGAGGGCUGAAAGCCAGCGAGUGGGUCCAGCAGGUUUCAGGCCUGAUGGAUGGUAAAGGCGGUGGCAAGGACAUGUCCGCCCAGGCCACAGGCAAGAACGUGGGCUGCCUUCAGGAAGCACUGCAGCUGGCUACCUCCUUUGCCCAGCUCCGUCUGGGAGAUGUGAAGAACUGAUGGGAGGGAAGCCCUCUCGGGAAAGCAGCUCGCCGUCAACCAGACAUGUCUGAAGGUGGGAAUCCAGCCAGGAGCUCUCCUCCUGCCACGAAGACAUUGGGGUCAUGGGACCUUUCAGCAGCCCCGUCCGUCCUGAUCCAGCGGUAACGGGAACACGCCUGGAGCUGUCCUGUGAUUCAUUGCCCCUCUCCAUUACUGCUCUGAGCCCAUUCAUGUCAGCACCAUCUGUCUAAAAUCACUACCCAGGAAUGCUUUUUAACGUCAUGAUCAUGUCUAGAUAAGGUCACUCAGCCAGCCUAAGGCUUCUAGGUCUGCAGAGGAAGGAAGGAAGCCUUUUCUCUGCAGAAAAUAAAAAGGACCAUGUGCAAUA
Molecule: messenger RNA, 3648 nt
Organism: Mus caroli (Ryukyu mouse)
Lineage: Eukaryota; Metazoa; Chordata; Mammalia; Rodentia; Muridae
Gene: Aars1
Product: alanyl-tRNA synthetase 1
Biological process (GO): alanyl-tRNA aminoacylation
Cellular component (GO): cytoplasm; mitochondrion
Molecular function (GO): aminoacyl-tRNA deacylase activity; nucleic acid binding; alanine-tRNA ligase activity
Source: RefSeq, a predicted model, not a curated record